CUGCUUCAUGUCGACAUAAAGGAGGUAUCAAUGAAUAUCUAAAUGGAUCCCUUUUAGCUCUUCUAUAAAAAAGGAGAUCUCUAACAGUCUCUGAACAUACUUGGGAAGUUCCAUUCAUCUAUGGCUCAACUCGGAUCGAUCUCCUCGCAGACCGAGGUAAUAAGCCAUGUCUUCAGUCUGGUCGAGGCGUUUAGAGCCUUCGAUGCUGACAAUGAUGGUUUCAUCACUGUUGCAGAGCUUGGGGGCCUGUUAAGUUCACUUGGGUAUGGUGCAAAUGAACAAGAUGUGAAGGCUAUGAUGCAGCAAGGUGAUUCUAAUGGCGAUGGGUUGCUGAGCAUUGAAGAGUUCUUGGAGAUGAACACAAAGGACACUGAGCUCGGGGGCUUGGCCGCCUUCCUUCAAACCGCUUCUGAAUCUUUGGCCCUUAACAAUGAUGAGCUCUUGACAGGGGAGGAGUUACAUGAGCUUGUGGGGAAUAUGGGAGUUGGGUUAUCAUUGGAGGAUUGCCAGAAUAUAAUAGCCUCCAUGGAUGAGAAUGGGGAUGGGGCUGUCAGUUUGGAGGACUUCAGACUCAUUGUCAAUUCCCUCCUUUAGCCUCCUUCAGUCUAUUUUAUCUAUAUAUAUAUAUAUAUAUAUAUAUAUAGGCUAAAAGGGUAAUAAUAAUAUGCAAUAAGGGCCAAGGGUUUUGGGCAUCGCUAUUCAUCAAAAUCCAAUGUAGCAACUAGCAAAAGCUAUGCUGAUAUCGAAAGUUCUAAGGUGUUUCAUAGAUUAAUGACUCGACAUCCUCCUUAUAUA
Molecule: messenger RNA, 795 nt
Organism: Macadamia integrifolia
Lineage: Eukaryota; Viridiplantae; Streptophyta; Magnoliopsida; Proteales; Proteaceae
Product: probable calcium-binding protein CML29
Exons: 1
Coding region: 121-594 (157 amino acids)
Molecular function (GO): calcium ion binding
Source: RefSeq, a predicted model, not a curated record